This is a messenger RNA of Cricetulus griseus (Chinese hamster), 1743 nucleotides long. The record is from RefSeq and is a predicted model, not a curated record. Lineage: Eukaryota; Metazoa; Chordata; Mammalia; Rodentia; Cricetidae.
AUGGUGAUGUUACUUUGUGCUAAGUAUUUUCAGCGACUAGCAAUUCCUGGUCCUUUGAGAGUCUUGUAUAAAGAUUAUGGAACAGCAACCCCUCAGAACUUUUCCAACUAUGAGUCUAUGAAACGGGACUUCAAAUUAGAGAUUCCAGAGUAUUUCAAUUUUGCAAAAGACGUCCUGGACCAAUGGAGCAAUGUGGAAAAGGCUGGACAGAGACUUUCCAACCCAGCCUUCUGGUGGGUAGAUGGAAAUGGAGGAGAAGUGAGAUGGGGUUUUGAAGAACUCGGAUAUUUAUCCAGGAAAUUUGCCAACAUACUCACAGAAGCCUGUUCCUUGCAAAGGGGAGACAGAGUAAUGUUGAUUCUGCCCAAGAUCCCAGAGUGGUGGCUUGCGAAUGUGGCCUGUCUGCGAACAGGGACAGUUUUAAUUCCAGGAACAACUCAGCUGACCCAGAAAGACAUCCUCUACCGACUACAAUCUUCAAAAGCGAAGUGCAUUAUUACCGAUGAUGCUUUAGCCCCAGCAGUAGACACUGUGGCAGCUAAAUGUGAAAAUCUCAGCUCCAAACUAAUUGUGUCCCAGCACUCCAGAGAAGGGUGGGGGAAUCUCAAGGAGAUGAUGAAAUAUGCCAGUGACAACCAUACCUGUGUGAACACAAAGCACAAUGAGAUGAUGGCCAUUUACUUCACCAGUGGGACAACUGGGCCUCCUAAAAUGAUCGGACACACCCACAGCAGUUUUGGUUUAGGAUUAUCUGUCAACGGAAGGUUCUGGCUGGAUUUGACAGACUCGGAUGUGAUGUGGAAUACUUCAGACACAGGCUGGGCAAAGUCUUCAUGGAGUAGUGUUUUUUCUCCAUGGACUCAAGGAGCAUGUGUGUUUGUACACCAUUUGCCCCGUUUUGAGUCAACUUCCAUCUUGCAAACCCUCUCCAAGUUCCCCAUCACUGUCUUCUGUUCUGCGCCAACUGCCUACCGCAUGCUUGUUCAGAGUGAUACAACCAGCUAUAAGUUCAAAAGUUUGCAGCACUGUGUGAGUGCUGGGGAACCAAUCAACCCUGAAGUGAUGGAACAAUGGAGAAGGAAGACAGGCCUAGACAUCUACGAAGGAUAUGGACAGACGGAAACGGUGCUGAUCUGUGGAAAUUUCAAGGGCAUGAAAAUUAAGCCUGGUUCCAUGGGAAAGCCUUCUCCUGCUUUUAAUGUGAAGAUUUUAGAUGAAAAUGGUGCUAUUCUUCCUCCUGGACAAGAAGGAGAUAUUGGUAUUCAAGUUCUUCCUGAUCGACCAUUUGGCCUUUUUACUCAUUAUGUAGAUAAUCCUUCCAAAACAGCCUCAACUCUACGAGGGAAUUUCUAUAUCACUGGGGACAGAGGAUAUAUGGACGAAGAUGGCUAUUUCUGGUUUGUUGCGAGAUCAGACGAUAUUAUAUUAUCCUCUGGCUACAGAAUUGGACCAUUUGAGGUAGAAAGUGCCCUGAUAGAGCAUCCUUCCAUUGCAGAGUCAGCUGUUGUCAGCAGCCCAGACCCCAUCAGAGGAGAGGUAGUAAAGGCUUUUAUUGUUCUGAAUGCUGAGUACAAGUCACAUGACCAAGAACAACUGAAAAAGGAGAUUCAGGAGCAUGUGAAAAGGACUACAGCACCUUACAAAUAUCCCAGAAAGGUUGAAUUUAUCGAAGAGCUGCCAAAGACUGUCAGUGGAAAGGUCAAAAGAGGAGAACUGAGGAAAAAAGAAUGGCAAACUAUUUAA